CCCGCGAGCCAUCGUGAUGCCACUAGUCGAGCCACACAUUUCGCAACAAGGGAGCGUCUCGUCCAGCGCUGCCGGCGAGCCUCACGCGACCCAAGCCACGGCCCGGCCAUGAGCAGAUUUGAGCCGCCUCCCAUUCGCUUGUUGGCCCACGACGAUAUCCACACCGUCCAGCAUCUUGGACAAGUGCUCAAGACCAAAGUCUUGGCUCCUUUGGCGUGCUCGCCUUGGCGGGGAGGCCAGGGGGCCUGCCCCCUUCUGGCGUCUGGGCGCCUGCAUGGAGUGCGUCGUCGAGCGCGAGGGUGCGUCGACUUAUCGCCAGCGUCUCAGAUUGCGGCCUUGCCAUACAGAUCCCCAGGUGUUGAUGGCCCAGAUACUUAUAAUCUGGUUACCCCUUUCGCCGUCGCACGCCCGCUCGCCCGUGGCUCACAUUCUGCUGCCACUUGCCUUGCCGUCGUCGACGUAGACAAGAAACCUCGCCUGUUCUGCUCCUGCAAUACUCUUACUUGGGCGUCAUAUGUCGAUCGUGUCCCAGCAUCGUGCAGAGUCUUGCCAGACGCACAUCCCACCCCUCAGCGCAUACCCGACCCUCUCCUCUCCUUGUUGAUCGUCCUCCCUUUCCGUUCUGUUCUCUUCGGACCCUCCAAGCAGACUCUUGCCCUUCUGGUCUGUUUCGAUGUUUCAUCUUUAGAACGCGGGCCCACGCACUUACGAAGGCUUUUGACUGGCGAGCUGCAGCAGCACACCACCGGGACAACCACUGGCUGUCCUUCCUCUACACUAAUACAGCUCCGGGCCCCCCACCACCCACAACCCGAGCUGGUCUCAACAAGAAGCUCGACGCAAGAUAAGGAUACUCGACGCGCCUCGUCACUUGUCGGGUGCUUUUUUGCCUUCAUUUUCAACCUGCGGUCCUCUUCCAACUCUUCCAACUUCACAGGGGAUCAUCUUGACCCGCCAGCCCCGAUAUUAUUUACUGUGGCUCAUCAUCACCGCUUUCAGCUGGGCACCCUGGACUGACGAGUUCGCCGGGGGACCCUGCUCACCACCGUCAAAGCUUUCUCAGUGCAACGAUACGACCUCCCGUUGCCAAGGACAGCCGAGCCGAGACAAGAAGGGGAAGAAAACGAAGAGAAGAAAGUAAAUAAU
Molecule: messenger RNA, 1146 nt
Organism: Microdochium trichocladiopsis
Lineage: Eukaryota; Fungi; Ascomycota; Sordariomycetes; Xylariales; Microdochiaceae
Exons: 1
Coding region: 109-1017 (302 amino acids)
Source: RefSeq, a predicted model, not a curated record